ACUGAGCGGCCAGGCUGACCUGCACGCAGGCGCAUUGGAGGCCGCCGGGAGCGCUUCCGCCUCCCCGCCGUCGCCAUGGCCGCGCCGGCUCCGGGCUUCAUCUCGGUCUUCUCGAGCCCGCAGGAGCUAGGCGCAUCGCUGGCGCAACUGGUGGCGCAGCGGGCCGCGUGCUGCCUGGCGGGGGCCCGCGCCCGCUUCGCGCUUGGCCUGUCGGGAGGCAGCCUUGUCUCGAUGCUGGCCCGCGAGCUGCCCGCCGCCGCCGCUCCCGCCGGGCCUGCCAGUCUCACGCGCUGGACGCUGGGCUUCUGCGAUGAGCGCCUGGUUCCCUUCGAGCACGCCGACAGCACGUACGGCCUCUACCGGACUCAACUGCUCUCCAAGCUGCCCAUCCCUGACAGCCAGGUGAUCACCAUUAAUCCCCAGCUGCCUGUGGAGGAGGCAGCCGAGGACUAUGCCAAGAAACUGAGACAGGCCUUCCAAGGGGACUCCAUUCCAGUUUUCGACCUGCUGAUCCUGGGGGUGGGCCCUGAUGGGCACACCUGCUCACUCUUCCCAGACCAUCCCCUCCUGCAGGAGCGGGAGAAGAUUGUGGCCCCCAUUAGUGACUCCCCGAAGCCACCGCCACAGCGUGUGACCUUCACACUUCCUGUGCUGAAUGCGGCCCGAACUGUCAUCUUUGUGGCGACUGGAGAAGGCAAGGCAGCUGUUCUGAAGCGCAUUUUGGAGGACAAGGAGGAAAACCCGCUCCCUGCUGCCCUAGUCCAGCCCCACACUGGGAAACUCUGCUGGUUCCUGGAUGAGGCAGCAGCCCGGCUCCUGACUGUGCCCUUCGAGAAGCAUUCCACUUUGUAGCUGGUCCUGAGGAAUGCCACAGCUGGGACCAUAUACAGCCUGAGGGAGCUGGGACCUUCCAGGCUGGGCCCCUCCAUCGCCACGCUCCGGGCUUCAUUUUAGAAAAGCCACGUGGUGCUGACAGGGUCCAGUUACCAGCCCUGCCCUGGGGCUCAGGCCACUGGCCCUGGCUCUGGGCGACCCGAUAUUAAAAGGACCAUUUGCUUCAAGUCUUCA
Molecule: messenger RNA, 1068 nt
Organism: Pteropus alecto (black flying fox)
Lineage: Eukaryota; Metazoa; Chordata; Mammalia; Chiroptera; Pteropodidae
Gene: PGLS
Product: 6-phosphogluconolactonase
Exons: 5
Coding region: 76-852 (258 amino acids)
Biological process (GO): pentose-phosphate shunt; carbohydrate metabolic process
Molecular function (GO): 6-phosphogluconolactonase activity
Source: RefSeq, a predicted model, not a curated record